GUGAAAACUUUGUAUAGAGUAAGAAGAGGAACGGCGUAAAAGUGAGUGAGUUAGUUGGUGGUGUUUGAGAGAAGAGAAGAGAAGAAUGGUGGAAUCUGUAGCAGUUAACGAUUUGGAACUCACCUUAAAGCCUUUCUAUCAGAGAGCUUCUGAAGCCGAGGAUCGCAUAUCAAGACUUGAAGCUGCUAUCAAUGGUAGAAAACAUACUGGGAAUGAGGAACAGUUACAACUGGUUGAUUCACGCUAUGAUACUGGGAAUGAGGAACAGUUACAACUGGUUAACGAUCUUCAGUCAAAGCUAGAAGUAGCAAACUCUGAGUUAAUUUCAGAAAAACAAAAGGCUCAGACGCUUGCUGCAGAAAAUGAAAAACUUCAAUACCGUAUAAGUCAUCUUCUGCGAUCAAUUAAGAAUGCUGAUCUGAAAUUAGAGCAAGUUAAAGCGCAGGAGCAGCUGGAGAGCUUGAAAUUGCAGGAUUCUUGAACUUGUGAGCUGAAAUCGGCUAUUGCUAAUUUCUAUGUUUGUUUUUGGUUAAUGUAUUUUCUAUCUUACUGGUUUUACAGAAUUACAAUUGAGAUUUUUGUUUUUCUCAUACAUUACUUAUAAUAGAUAGACAUUAGAAUUUCCUCA
Trifolium pratense (red clover) is the source of this 628-nucleotide messenger RNA. RefSeq lists its product as uncharacterized. Lineage: Eukaryota; Viridiplantae; Streptophyta; Magnoliopsida; Fabales; Fabaceae. Bases 86 to 481 code for a protein of 131 amino acids. The record is from RefSeq and is a predicted model, not a curated record. The transcript is spliced from 5 exons.